Messenger RNA from Salvelinus fontinalis (brook trout), 2412 nucleotides. RefSeq names its product probable polypeptide N-acetylgalactosaminyltransferase 8. NCBI's taxonomy places the organism in Eukaryota, Metazoa, Chordata, Actinopteri, Salmoniformes, Salmonidae. Bases 1 to 1824 code for a protein of 607 amino acids. Gene Ontology annotation, cellular component: Golgi apparatus. The record is from RefSeq and is a predicted model, not a curated record. The transcript is spliced from 11 exons.
AUGAUGAGGCUAGGCUGGGUUCGAGGGCUGACCCCUUUUCUGGCCAUGGCUGCUGGAAUACUCUACAUCACAUCUAUUAAGCAGGAGAUUGCUUCUCAUGGGGAGCUACUGCAGAGGGCCCAUCAAAAUGACUCGGUCAGGGGCCAGGACAUGCUCAAGAGGCUGGAGAAGAUGGAAGCUCACAUUGAGAAGCUGUUGAAGACAAUCAACGACGGGCGCAGUCUGAAAGAGGGGCAGGCUGUGAAGGCUCCUGAGGUCAAGGAGAGGAAGGUGGUGAAGAAGUUGUACCCCAACUCAGCUCUGUUCACAGGCUGGGGUGGUGAGCUCUCAGAGGAGGAGCAGAAAGAGGCAGAGGGGCUGUUUCAGAUGUAUGGAUACAACGCCUUCCUGAGUGACAGACUACCCCUGAACAGGGAACUCCCUGAUACUCGCGAUCCUAAAUGUGCUAAGCACCAGUAUCCCCAUGACCUGCCCACCAUCAGCGUGGUGUUGAUCUACUUGGACGAGGCCCUGUCAAUCAUCAAGAGAGCCGUCCGCAGCAUCAUAGACAAGACCCCCCAACGCCUGCUCAAAGACAUCAUACUGGUGGAUGACCACAGCUCCAAUGAGGAUCUAAAGGAGAAGUUGGAUGCCUACAUCAGCUUCAUUCAUGAAGAGCGUCCCGGCCUGGUGAAGAGAGUGAGACACUCAGAGCAGCUCGGUCUCACACAGGCCCGCCUCUCAGGGUGGAGGGAAGCUACAGGAGAUGUGGUGGCCAUCUUGGAUGCCCACAUAGAGGUCCAUGUGGAAUGGGCGGAGCCUCUGUUAGCUCGGAUAAAGGAGGACCGCACGUUGGUGUUGACACCGGUGUUUGACAAAGUCCAUUUCGAUGACUUGACCGUCACACGCUAUGGGCCUGCUGCAGAUGCCUUUGACUGGGCCCUGUGGUGUAUGUACGAGCCCUUCAGACCUGAGUGGUAUGCCUUGAAAGACGAGUCACAGCCAGGAAAGAGCCCCUCCAUUAUGGGCAUACUAGUGGUUGAUCGCCUGUUCUUUGGAGAAAUUGGUGCUCUGGAUGGUGGUAUGAAGAUCUAUGGAGGUGAAAAUGUUGAACUGGGCAUCCGGGUGUGGCUUUGUGGUGGAAGUGUCGAGGUCAUACCUUGUUCUAAAAUAGCCCACAUCGAGAGGGCCCAUAAACCCUAUCUCCCCGACCUGAGCAUUACAAUGAAGAGGAAUGCUCUGAGAGUGGCUGAGGUCUGGAUGGAUGACUACAAACAUAAUGUCAACAUUGCCUGGAACAUCCCACUGAAGGAUCAUGGCAUAGACAUUGGGGAUGUUUCGGAGAGGAAGAAGUUGAGAAAGAGGCUGAACUGCAAACCCUUCCAGUGGUAUCUGGAUAACGUGUAUCCCAUGUUAGAGCCCCUGGGUGACUUGUUUGGUUAUGGAGUUCUGGUCAAUGACCAGAAGACGAGUCUCUGUAUAGAUCAAGGCCCAGUCCCGGGGAACACACCUAUUUUAUAUAGAUGCCAUUAUUAUGGUCCACAGAUCUGUUAUUAUCGAGCCAGUGGGGAGAUCUACAUUGGAGGCAUCAUGUCUCACAAGUACAACAGUAAUCGCUGUCUGGUGGACACUGGCACUCAAACCCCAGGACUGUAUGAGUGCAAGGUGGCCAAGCAGAAGGGAUUCCACAUGCUCUGGGACUUCCAACAGGGAAAAGCCAUCCAGAACAGACAGACAAAGAGAUGUCUGGAGAUUGCCCCAGGGGAGAACACUCCCUACCAGCUCAUCAUUCAGGAGUGCAGUGGGCAGCACUGGAACAUACAGAAUCUGAUUAAAGACUUCUGAUACACUGAGAUAGGCCAACCAGAGACAAUACAGCAGGACUAUAGGAGUUAUGCUGCAAUCAUAAGCAAGUGGGAAUGUGGUAUUUACCACACACGACUGGUUAAAGUCUACUUGUACGACCCUCCAACUGGUAGUUACUAGUGGGAAACUCGUCUUUCUUCCCUGAGCUCCGACUUCUCCCACAUGCUGACCUCUGACGUCACCUACUAAGGAAAUUACCCUUUUAACAGCAUUUUCAGCAGAUCAAUGCAACAACAAAACAUUUACAAAAAGAUGUCUUUAAAUAUGUUUUUGAACAAACAUGAUAUCUGUACUUACAGUUUAUGGUUGACACAGCUUCUUGGCCCUUAACCAAUCUGAGUUUCUCAAUGAGUUCAAUGCAUGUGAAUGCAUCCAACUGGUAUUUAUGACUUCACAACUGGUAAUUACCACCUUCCCACUUUGUUAUGAACACAGCAUUGUCAUCAUGCUUUGAAAAUCCUAUUGGUCUUCAGCAGUGAGAUGACUGUGUGAUCUUAGUGAUCUAUUGGUUGUACAUAGCUUCAUGGGGUCAGAUGUCGAGUUUCUUCACAUAAUGUGGAAUGCUAU